CGAGUCCCGGAGCCGGGGGCAGGGCCCCGGAGAGCGAGUCGAGGCCGACACCCGCCGUCACGGUUUAUACCUGAAAGGUAGCUCCGAAGAUGUUUUACGCACAUUUUGUGUUGAGCAAACGUGGGCCGCUAGCCAAAAUAUGGCUUGCUGCCCACUGGGACAAGAAACUCACCAAAGCCCAUGUAUUUGAGUGUAAUCUGGAGAGCAGUGUGGAAAGCAUCAUUUCUCCAAAGGUUAAGAUGGCUUUGCGAACGUCUGGGCAUCUUCUGCUCGGUGUGGUGAGGAUCUACCAUAGAAAAGCUAAAUAUCUUUUGGCUGAUUGUAAUGAAGCCUUCAUAAAGAUUAAAAUGGCUUUCCGUCCAGGUGUUGUGGAUCUUCCGGAAGAAAAUCGGGAAGCUGCAUAUAAUGCUAUUACUCUGCCUGAGGAAUUCCAUGAUUUUGACCAGCCAUUACCAGACUUAGAUGAUAUUGACGUGGCUCAGCAGUUUACCUUGAACCAAAGCAGAGUGGAAGAGAUCACUAUGAGAGAGGAAGUGGGUACCAUCACUUUGCUUCAAGACAAUGACUUUGGUGAUUUUGGUAUGGAUGAACGUGAGCUUAAUCGACACGAAAGCAUACUUGAAGAGGACUUAAUGGGUACUACCAGUAACUCCCAUCUGUUGCUGGAUCCGGUACAGAACACCACUGCUCAGCUGUCUGAGAGAAAUACCCAUAUGGUAUAUGAUGAUCCACUCAAGAAUGAUGGCUUUGGGGACGACAUUGAUGGUGGCAUACUUGGUGACAAACUUCUGAGCAAUGAUGAUGGCGGUAUCUUUGAUGAUCCGCCUGUUUUACCCGAUAGAGGAGUUCUGAUGCCAGAAGAACCUGUUCAGGAUAAUGAUGAUGAUGAUGAUGCUAUGUCGAUGGGUGGACCUGGCAGUCCAGACUCCGAAGAUCCAGUUGAACAAAUGCCAACGAUGACUGAUCAGACAACGUUGGUACCAAACGAAGAGGAAGCAUUUGCUUUGGAACCAAUUGAUAUAACUGUUAAGGAGACAAAAGCGAAGAGGAAGAGAAAGUUGAUUGUGGAUAGUGUAAAGGAACUUGACAGUAAAACAAUUCGUGCACAGCUGAGUGAUUACUCUGAUAUUGUCACCACGUUGGAUCUGGCACCUCCCACCAAGAAACUCAUGAUGUGGAAAGAGACUGGUGGUGUGGAAAAGCUGUUUUCCCUGCCUGCUCAGCCUCUGUGGAAUAGCAGGUUGCUGAAGCUGUUCACCCGCUGCCUCACUCCAAUUGUCCCAGAUGAGCUAAGAAAGAAGAGAAAGGGAGGUGAAGCUGACAACCUGGAUCAAUUCCUGAAAGAAAUUGAAAAUCCAGAAGUACCAAGGGCAGAGGAGCUGCCACAGCAGCAACAGCGUGACAUUAUUGAUGAACCAAUCUUGGAAGAGCCCAGCCGCCUGCAGGAAUCCAUGUUAGAGAGCAGUAGGACAGCAGUGGAUGAGUCCAUUAUGCCACCACCCCAGAGAGUAUCCAAACGUAAAUCCAAGGAAAUGGAGCAGGAGCCUGCAGUACCUCAGCAGCAGCAGCAGCAGCAGCAGCAACAGGAAGAACAGGAUCAGCAGAUUCCUCCAGUGGAACUUCCUCCAGAGGAGCAACAGCACAUUACUGAUCUUGUCCCAGAACUAGCACUUCUGCCAGAGAAGGGAAAGGAAAAGGAUGAAGAGGAAGAAGAGGAAGGGGAUGCAGUCGGGGGAGACCAAGAUCAAGAGGAGAGACGAUGGAACAAGAGAACUCAGCAAAUGCUUCAUGGACUACAGAGGGUAUUGGUCAAAACGGGAGCUGAAUCUAUCAGCCUGGCUGAAUUGUGUCGGAGGAACAAUCGAAAACAAGCAGCAGCAAAAUUCUACAGUUUCUUGGUACUUAAAAAGCAGCAGGCAAUCGAGCUUUCACAGGCUGAGCCUUAUAGUGACAUCAUUGCAACGCCUGGACCAAGAUUCAGUAUUGUCUGAUUUGUUUGAUUUUAAACGGCGAGUGUGCACUCACUAGAUGUGCAUUGCCCCAUAUGGGGAUAUGAGACCAUUACAAUACUUUGAUAGGGUGUUUUUUAUGUAAUAUUACGUUAAAGGUGAAGGAAAGUCUGGAGGAGCCCUUCCUGUUUAGAUUCUCUGCUAGACUUUUCUUCUCUUUUAAGAAUUAUUUUGGACACAGAAAACUUUCCAAUCGACUUAUUUGGGGGGUGGUAUUCCAGUGAUUAUGGUUAAAAACUUGCACUCCCUGACUGGUUUUAUACUAAAAUUAUGUUUGCAAAACUACAUCAAGUUUCAAAUAUUAAAUAAAUAUCUGCAAACAUGACGAUCAUGGCUUUAUUGAUUCCAUUGUUCAGAUAUCAUGUGUAACACCAAUGCUGCUGGUUGACACUUUCAGUCUAAGAUGUCACUGGAUAAAAUUCAUAACAUCUGCAGCGCAAUACUAUAGAGAAGCUUGUAUUCUACACUUGCACUUAAAUGUAACUUAUGUGAUGGUGUGCUGGUUCAUCUAUAUUAUAAAGACAUCACUGAGAAAGCAGUCUACCAGCACCUUUCCAUUCUUCACUGGAAUUACAAACUUUAAAUUACAGCUAAGGUCAUUUGAAAUGUUCAAUUAAUUUUAAAUACAUUAUAUUCAUAAUAGGAUGCUUUAAAAGAGUGUUACAAUGCAGUUUUUUAAAAAUAUGAUGUGCCUGUGAACCUAUCUUCCCCUCUUUGUAUAAAAUGUGUAGAUAAUUUUGAAUGUAUGUUUAAUUAUGGAAAAGAUGAAAGCUUUCAUUUUGAUCAGCGUUUUGCUUAUCCUACUGAGUUUCUAGUUUGUUGCUUAAUUAGUUCAUCACUAAAUGUUGCUGAACAGUGAUAGUUCAUGCUGUUAUGUAUAACUUUUCUAAUAAAAUACUUGUUACAGUA
This is a messenger RNA of Callorhinchus milii (elephant shark), 2918 nucleotides long. RefSeq names its product RAD21 cohesin complex component b (gene rad21b). Gene Ontology annotation, cellular component: cohesin complex; synaptonemal complex. Gene Ontology annotation, biological process: replication-born double-strand break repair via sister chromatid exchange; mitotic sister chromatid cohesion; synaptonemal complex assembly. The coding region runs from base 90 to 1991 and encodes 633 amino acids. Gene Ontology annotation, molecular function: chromatin binding; protein binding. The transcript has 14 exons. NCBI's taxonomy places the organism in Eukaryota, Metazoa, Chordata, Chondrichthyes, Chimaeriformes, Callorhinchidae. The record is from RefSeq and is a predicted model, not a curated record.